CCUGAUUUAGUCCGAGAGAAGGAGAGCCGCUUCGGCGCUGCGACGGGACUCUAGUCUCUUUCCUGCUUUCUGCUCCCUGUUCCGGCAUCGAAACGCGACACUAUUCACUAUUUUUUUUUAUUUCUUCUUCUUCCUCCCAGUGGAGGUUGAGUGGAAUGAAGAUUAGGAGAAGGCUCUGAGCGGCCGGAGGAGAGGAGACAGUGUGGGCCGGUGCCAACGGGGCAGACGGUCUGCGCUCCCGGUGCGUCUCUGCGGCGGGACGUCACAGACAGCCAGCUCUCUGCUGCUGCUGCAUGUCUCCUGGGAUCUAACACCACAGCGGCGAGAUGGAUCUGAAGCUGAUCUUGAUAGCGUUCGUCGGACUCUUUUAUAGCUCCUACUCUCAGAAAGAGGGGAAUGAGUGCAUUAGCGCCAACGCCAAAUACUGCGGAGAGUGCAUCCAGGCUGGAGCCAAAUGCGGCUGGUGUAGCGACCCGAACUUCCUUAAACAGGGCGAGACCGUGUCGAGCCGAUGCGACGAGCUGCAGUCCCUGGUAAAGAGGGGCUGCAACAAGACGUUCAUCGAGAACCCCGUUGGAAGACGGAAAAUCGUCAAGAACACGGAGGUGACCGAUCGCAACAAAGCACCAAAGAAUUUGAAACCGGAGGACAUCACUCAGGUCCAGCCCCAGAAAGUCCGCCUCACUCUCCGCUCGGGGGAGCCCCAGGCUUUUGAACUGAAGUUUAAGCGGGCUGAAGAUUACCCCAUCGACCUGUACUACUUGAUGGACCUGUCCUUCUCGAUGAAGGAUGACCUGGAGAACGUGAAGAACCUGGGGACCAGUCUGAUGAAGGAGAUGUCAAAGAUCACCUCUGACUUCAGGAUAGGGUUCGGGUCCUUUGUGGAAAAGACAGUCAUGCCGUACAUCAGCACCACUCCAGCCAAGCUGCUCAAUCCAUGCACGGGCGAUCAGAACUGCACCAGCCCGUUCAGCUACAAGAACGUGCUGCCGCUGACCAGCGACGGCUCCAGGUUCAACAACCUGGUGGGCGUGCAGCAGAUCUCGGGGAACCUGGACUCCCCUGAGGGCGGCUUCGAUGCCAUCAUGCAAGUGGCCGUGUGCGGGGAGCAGAUUGGCUGGAGGAACGUAACUCGUCUGCUGGUGUUUUCCACCGACGCUGGAUUUCAUUUUGCCGGAGACGGCAAGCUGGGUGGCAUUGUUCUCCCCAACGACGGGAAAUGCCACCUGGAGAACAACAUUUACACAAUGAGCCACUACUAUGACUAUCCCUCGAUCGCUCACCUGGUUCAGAAGCUGAGCGACAACAACAUUCAGACCAUUUUCGCCGUCACAGAGGAGUUCCAGCCCGUUUACCAGGAACUGAAAAAUCUGAUACCAAAGUCUGCAGUAGGCACCCUGUCUGCCAACUCAAGCAACGUCAUCAACCUCAUCAUAGACGCUUAUAAUUCUCUUUCUUCUGAAGUGAUUCUGGAGAAUAGCAAGCUUCCAGAGGGAGUGACCAUAGCGUACACGUCCCGCUGUAAGAACGGAGUCACCAAUAAGGGCGAAAACGGAAGGAAGUGCUCCAAUAUCUCCAUCGGCGAUGAGGUCCAUUUUAACAUCAGCAUCACCUCUAAGGGUUGUCCAAAACAAGGCAAGCCUGAGGUCAUCAAAGUAAAGCCCCUGGGCUUCACAGAGGAGGUGGAGAUUACCCUCAACUUCAUCUGCGAGUGUGACUGCCACAGCAAAGGCAUCAAGAACAGCCCGGACUGCCACUUUGGCAACGGGACCUACGAGUGCGGCGCCUGCAGGUGCAACGAGGGCCGCGUGGGCAGGAACUGCGAGUGCAGCAGCAACGACGUGGCCACGGAGGACAUGGACCAGACCUGCCGCAAAGACAACGGCACGGACAUCUGCAGCAACAACGGAGAGUGCGUGUGCGGCACGUGUGAGUGCAACAAACGGGAGAACCCCGAGGAGAGGUACAGCGGCCAGUUCUGCGAGUGUGACAACUUCAACUGUGACCGCUCUGGAGGCAAGCUCUGUGGAGGGCACGGACGCUGCGAGUGCAGGAAGUGCAUCUGUGACCCCGGCUGGAAUGGGACCGCCUGCGACUGUUCCCUGGAUGAGAGCACGUGCUUGGCCAAGAACAAGCAGAUCUGCAACGGCCGAGGAAGGUGCGAAUGCGGCGCCUGCAAGUGCGACGACCCCAAGUUCCAGGGCGCGACGUGCGAGACGUGUCCCACCUGUCCCGGAGUCUGCGCCGAAUACAAAGAUUGCGUGGAGUGCCGGGCGUUUGGCACUGGCGAGAAGAAAGAAACGUGUGAGAAGGAAUGCAACGACUUCACUCUAACCAAAGUGCCGACCAGGGACAAGCUGCCCCAGCCCAACAGUGAACCCUACCCUGUCAUGCACUGCAAGGAGAGGGACGCCAACGACUGCUGGUUCUACUACACCUACGCCGUCACUAACAGCACGGAAAAGGUGGUCCACGUGGUGGAGGAGCCGGAAUGCCCCACCGGCCCGGACAUCAUCCCGAUCGUAGCAGGCGUGGUCGCCGGCAUCGUUCUGAUCGGCUUAGCCCUCCUGCUCAUCUGGAAGCUGCUGAUGAUUAUCCACGACAGGAGAGAGUUUGCCAAGUUCGAGAAGGAGAAGAUGAACGCCAAGUGGGAUACGCAAGAAAACCCAAUUUACAAGAGUCCAAUCAAUCAGUUCCAGAACCCAAACUAUGGACGUAAAGGCGCUGUCCUUUGAGGUGAAAAUCCAAUCUACAAAAGCGCCGUCACGACCGUGGUCAACCCUAAAUACGAAGGCAAAUGAUGGCCUCGUGAAACUUGUUGAACUCUGACGUCAACUAUCCGACAGCUGUAGUUAUUUCCCGUUGGUUCAGCGUCCGACGGGAGCAGAGGGGGGCGGGAAACGUGUGCAUUUGUCUUGUCGCUUCACCAUAGCAUUGUAUCACUUUGGCCACGGCGUCUGUUAUUUUUACUACCACGUACGAUUUAUACCCAUGUGUUGUAUUUGUGAUGUACUGUAUAUGGUCUGUGUACAUACGUCGGGGGCUGCAUACACGCAGAAAGCCAAGUUGGCUCUGUUUGUCUGCUGGAGGACUGAUCGUGUCGGGAUGUGGAGCCGACGGAUCUGGGACGUAGAUGAAGACUUCUCCGCUUGCGCAAUUUCUCCACGGCCCUCCUGUUUAAUCACCUCACUUGUGAGCUGUAGCUGCACGUCGUGUCACCUCUGUUUGUGUAUAUUUAGAGAACAAUCGCAAUAAGACGUUGUGAACCGUGUCGAGCGGCGUUCGGUGUAAGUCGGCCGGUUGCAGGGAAACGGCGGGCAAUGCGGUGCUUGGAAACGUGGCUUUGGAAUUUAGAUCUGAUUCCCGAUUUUACCGCACUGUUACAGAGCGUUGGUCUAAAAUGAAGGAGUCAAGGCAAAGACAAACAUGUAGUAUUUUAUUUGUGGUGUGGAGGCAGCGUGCCUUCAUUAAGGGAUUGCAUACCACUUGCUAACACGAUGAAGUCACAGCAGCGCUGAAUAAUCGAAGGAUUUCCUCAUAGUAUGACAAUCUAAUCAGACGUUUUUCUGCAUUUACUUUAAUCCUCAGGUCCUACAUGUGUUCAUGUCAAGUACACCAAAUCCCUGUUUGCUUUUUUUUUGCGCUAGCUGUGACAUCGCUCACGCUGGAUGACCGAAGACGUCGCGCGGAUCAACCUCAGAAACGUGCUCGCACCCAGAUGCCUCUAAACGAUCACACUCAAGCCUUUUUACAACAUUGCUUUCAAAGUGCCUUGUUUAUUGUGUUACCAUGUUCUCCCCCAGUGCUGUUCACGAGAUAUUUAUUAAAUACCAAGAAAAAAAAAAAGAAAAAAAAAA
Fundulus heteroclitus (mummichog) is the source of this 3857-nucleotide messenger RNA. It is a transcript of the gene itgb1a, whose product is annotated as integrin, beta 1a. Gene Ontology annotation, cellular component: cell surface; focal adhesion; integrin complex. The coding region runs from base 327 to 2735 and encodes 802 amino acids. Gene Ontology annotation, biological process: cell migration; cell-matrix adhesion; cell adhesion mediated by integrin. The record is from RefSeq and is a predicted model, not a curated record. Lineage: Eukaryota; Metazoa; Chordata; Actinopteri; Cyprinodontiformes; Fundulidae. Gene Ontology annotation, molecular function: C-X3-C chemokine binding; collagen binding involved in cell-matrix adhesion; laminin binding. The transcript has 17 exons.